Symbiodinium sp. CCMP2456 is the source of this 3345-nucleotide messenger RNA. NCBI's taxonomy places the organism in Eukaryota, Dinophyceae, Suessiales, Symbiodiniaceae. The record is from the annotation of a GenBank genome assembly.
AUGGUUCAGGAAACCCACUGGGGGCUGGGAAAAACCGAAGGGAAGUGGCGCAUCGGCACCUGCACGGCGAUAGUAAGCCCGGACUCCAAAAGUCGCUACGCGGGUGUUGCCACUUUUGUGUCUUCAAGAAUUGCAGAGGAGUCCCAGAUCAGCCACAAUGUCUGCCUGCCAGGCAGGAUACUGCACGUACGCUGUGAAGGCGCACGAACCCGGCUGGAUAUUGUGAACUGCUAUCAAUGGGUCUGGCAAGACAAACAGGCAGAGACGGUGCAGAAGAACAGGUCUCAUUUCUGGAGCAAGCUGGGCGGUUUGCUGCACUCACUGCCGGUCCGGAAUACGCUCCUCUUGGGGGCUGACUUCAAUAGCAAACUGCGACCGGUGGCUGGAUUGGUAGGACGAGGCCUCAUGAAGAGCAGCCAGGGAAACGAGACUGAGCUGGAGGCAAUCUUGCAAACACACAAUCUGGUCCUGGCCAACACGUGGACAAGUUCCAGGCCCAGUAAGGCGCAUACGUUCCGUAAUGGUGCAACAAUGAGUCAGCUGGACUUUCUAGCCACACGACGGCUCACCGUGGAUGCUGAGGCCAAGAAAUCAGCACCUGUUUUGCUUGAUUUGGUACCCUGGCGUAAAGGACCUAAGCAUAGACCUGUGAGUGGUUCUUUCAAGUGGGUCGCUGGAUGGAGUUGUGCUAAAAAGAAACAGAAAUCACAGGCCUACUCUAAACAAGACCUCAGGGAACACUUAGCAGCUAACACUGACAGGGCACAGGUUCUUCGCUCUUUUGUGCAAGGGGCCAUAGCAGAGUCUAGGGACAGACUGUGCUUCAGAGAGCUCAAUCGUGUCGUGCUGCGCAAGUGCGUGGAGCUCUUCCCGGCCAAGCAGGUAGCAUCGGACAAACCCAGAGACAUGCCGCAAGUUCAGCAAGCCAUUAACAGCAUGUGGCUGGCAUAUGAACAGCUCCGCGCCCCGUUGCCGACUGGGCAAUUUCAGCGUGCAUCCGUGGCCGUGUCUAGACAGCUGCACUUCCAAAAGGCUAGUCGAGAAAUGAAACAACAUAGCAGACAAGCUAGGAAGCAAUGGUUGUUGGAUAAAAUCGUGCUUGCGGAACAGGCUGCGCAAAAGAAAGACUAUGCUGAGCUCUAUAGAAUCAUUAACAAGGUCGCCCCGAAGAAGCGCAGAGAACAGGUGCGUAUCCGUAGCCGAGACGGAGGACUCCUCACAAAACAGCAGGAGUUUGCGGAGAUCUUUGACUAUUUCAGCAAAGCUUUCAAGUCAGGGAGUGCAUGCAUAGGCACCACGCCCAACUGUCUUGUGUUGUCUAGGGAGGAAGUUACUGACGCCCUGUCACAGCUCAAACGAGGGAAGGCUGUACCCACGGCCAGUGUGCCAGCAGAGGUUUGGCAAACCUGUCCGGAUGAGUAUGCCGAUGCACUCUCGGGCAUGCUUUCAGCUCGUGCCAAUCACGGGCUCGCAGUGCCGAGUGAGAUCUCCCACUGUGAGCUAUCGCUAAAAGCCCUUGCCGCCGCACUGGAUAUGGCUGGAGUGUCCUUGGCGUUGAGGGAUGCCAUUGUCUCUCUGCAUAAUGCGUGCAAAUAUGCAGUCAAGCAUCACGUGCAUAGUGCCGAAUUCCCUAUGGAAAUGGGAGUAAGACAAGGCUGCACAUUGGCUCCCACGCUCUACAGUCUCUUUACAGCGCUGUUCUGGAGACAGCUCGCGCAAUGCACGACGCCAGAGUGGGCAGACAGCUGCGUCACCAUGUUCGCCGAUGACAAACAUAUGUUUUGGUCGGUUGAAUCGGCUGCGGCACAGAAUCGUCAUCGCCUGCUGAAAUUUUUGCAUGGCAAGAUGCUUUCUCUCCAAGAGCGGGUUCGCCUCUACAACGCCUGCGUUCGUAGUGCUUUGUUGUACGGGUUGCACGUGGUUGGGUUAACAGGCGCUUCCGCCAGAACUCUUGAUUCCUCGGACAUGAGAUCUCUACGUGCCAUAGCAAAGUCGCCAGCGCAUCUCUCCAGAGAAAGCAACACGGCGCUGCGAAGACGCCUGCACAUAGACUCGGCUGUCGAGGCGGUGCAGAGGAGAGUGCAGCGCAAAACAGCUGGAACCAUGGCUACCAAUGACACAGAAUGGUAUGCCGGCCUGCAGGCGAGCCUGGAAGAGAUCAUGAAGUAUGUUGAUGCAUCGGAGCCUGUGCAUCUUUCACGAGAUCUGUUCCCGGGGGUAGCUCCACAGCAGGAGGGGCUGCGAAUGGGGUCCACGGACCGGGCCCCUCAGGCAGACUCCCCAGGGCCUGCUCCAAUGACGGAGGACUAUGCAGCGGUGGCCAGGAAGGAUGCGGCAACGGUGUUUGGGGAGGACGAGGACAAGGACAUGCCCCAGCAGGAGAAGCCCACGGAGCAGGAGGAUCCUUGGAAGGACCGCUGGCACAGGGCAGGGACAGGGGAGCAAACCAAGUGGCCAAAGGCGCAGAAGGGACAGUAUGGAGGCAAAGGAAGCUGGUCUUCAUGGACCCAGAACCCCAAGCGCAAGCAUGCGGAGCCGGAGGAGGCUCAAGGGGGCGUCGGGGAGUUGGACCAGGCCACCAAGGAGCUCAUCGGGGCCAUGACGCGGAUGAGCCUCAGGCACGAAGCGGAGCUGGCCCGGCUGAAACAAGACACCGGGUUUAUGCUGUUCAUAGACACAGCAGACUACAGCUGCUUAGCCAAGCUUCGAGCGGCGGGGGACAAGUGGCAGACACAGUAUGCCAACCAGCAGGUCACCACGUCGUUGAAGGUGGUCUUGAUGUCGGGCCUUUGCCAGCUGCUGCGCCGAAAGGUGGAAGAACUGCAGAAGGACGAGGCGAACCUCGAGAGGCUCAUGAAGGUGGGGUGGCUGUCGGAAGGACGCAAUGCCCUGGAUCCGGUCUUCCACUUUUACGAGUGGAGCCCAUCCGAGAAGAAGGAGCUUCGCUCCACAGUGCCUCCCAUUCCACUGACGGAGGUCCUGGGCAUGCUGGACACCCUCGAGCAGAACAUCACGGUGCCGGGCGUGUUAACGCAAUUCAAGUCCACCCGACAGUGGAGCGAGUCCCACCGCUCGGAGGUGAUGCCUUUUCAGGUAUCCCUGAGCCUUCGCCACGAGGAAGCCCAUCGCUGCCAUCGAUGCUUCGUUCGCCUAUCCGGGAACUCGGCGAUGAAGUUGCUGGGAGCCAGACUGCGGCUGGAGAGGGGGCAACGCAGCAAUCUAGCUCGGGAAGUGGAGGACGCUUAUCGUGCUACCAGCUACUGCAAUUGGGGGCCAAGGCGCGAUUGGCAGAAGCCGCAGUCCACCUCGCAGACGGCAACGGAGGGCGAGAAGCCAUCGACCUAG